Messenger RNA from Zymoseptoria tritici IPO323, 1038 nucleotides. RefSeq lists its product as uncharacterized. NCBI's taxonomy places the organism in Eukaryota, Fungi, Ascomycota, Dothideomycetes, Mycosphaerellales, Mycosphaerellaceae. The record is from RefSeq and is a predicted model, not a curated record. Gene Ontology annotation, molecular function: arylformamidase activity. Bases 1 to 1038 code for a protein of 345 amino acids. The transcript is spliced from 2 exons.
AUGGUGUCCGAAACUUGGGAUCCAAACGCAACCUCUUUCCCUCUCCUCAAAGACCUUCCAGAUAUUCCAGAUGCUCCAAAUUCCGCCUCCUGGUUCUGGGGUCCCGACGAUAACCUUGGACGUAUCAACCUCCUCACUCCCAGUCGUGUUAAAGCCGCCGCUGCAGAGAUCAAGACUGGACAGAUUGUCCGCACAGACUUGCCUUUGAACGUUCCUGCUCAGCCAGCUUUCGGACGGCAAGCUUUCAAGCAUCAGAUCAAAGCGUUGAGUCCGGGCUAUGCGUACGACGAUACGUAUGAACUAAACACGCAAAGUGGAACGCAGUUUGAUGGCUUUCGACAUGUAGCUGAUCCGGAGACUGCUUACUUCUACAACUGGACGACGGCGAAGGAUAUCGCGGGAGAGGAGGGAGAGAAAAAUGAGAAGUGUGGCAUGAAUCACUGGGCGGCUCAUGGAUUCGCUGGGAGGGGAGUACUCCUCGACUACCGCUCAUACGCCACCUCCCAAGGUAAGACGUACGACUCUGCUACCUCUCACGCCAUCACGUACGCGGAUCUACUCGCAACCGGCAAACACCAAGGUCUGGACAUUCGACCGGCCUCUCAAGGCGGCGAUAUACAAAUCGGCGACAUCCUCUUCGUCCGAUCUGGCUUCGUGCAAGAUUACCAUUCCCGCUCGUCCUCCGAGAACGAAGCUCUCGGUCUUCGGGCCUACGCUCCGUCCGGCGAUGCUGACAAGAUCCAAUGCUGGGCUGGACUGUCCUCGGAGGAGGAAGUGCGGACCUGGCUGCAUGACUGCUACUUCACCGCUGGACUGGGUGACUCGCCAACAUGGGAAGUGUUUCCUCCGCCUGCGAAGGGAGCUCUGCAUGGGUUCAUGUUGGCAUGUUGGGGUAUGCCGAUUGGUGAGAUGUUGGACUUGGAGAAGAUGGCGGAGGUCUGUAAGAGGGAGGAGAGGUGGACUUUCUUCUUUACGGCGGGUACGCCAAAUUGCCCGGGUGGAGUGGGAGGCCAUGUGAACGGUACGGUAGUGUUUUGA